Messenger RNA from Rubroshorea leprosula, 1712 nucleotides. The record is from the annotation of a GenBank genome assembly. NCBI's taxonomy places the organism in Eukaryota, Viridiplantae, Streptophyta, Magnoliopsida, Malvales, Dipterocarpaceae.
AAGAUUUAAAACCCAUUUCAUUCUCUGAUUUAUUUAUUUAUUUUUUGGAUGCACUUUAUUCUUUCAUUUUAAAUGUUUUUCUGCGAUCUGGAAACACUGAUUAAAGGAACAAAACAUCAGCCUUCUCUUUCCCUUCUUUCCUCUCUUCUAAGAUUCAGAUUAUAAAUAUUUGUAUCAAAUACUUAUGGAUCUGUCAGGUACAUGGGAAGUCAUCUCCAUAAGAAGAAAAUUUAUUCUUUACAAAAAUUGAAAGCCGGAAGGGGGAGAGACGGUUCAAAAGCGCCUAGCCUACCUUGUCCUUCCCUUAACCCGUUCAUUUCUUCUUAGUACAAGCCAAAACACAAACACCUAUUUCUCCAAAAACCUUCAGAUCUCCAAAACCCAUCUCCAAAACCCAUCUCCAGUUUCCUUCAUAAUUUCAUCUACAAUGAGGGAUAUUGUUUCUUGUUUUAGUGAAAAUGCAGUAAAUGUGUCUCAUUCUUCUUGUUCUAGCUAUUCAGGCAAUGCUUGUAUCUCUCCCACCCUAAUCCCUUCUGUCCAGAAGGCAGUGACCAGUCUUUACAGAGUCAUUCUCUGUUCCUCCCAAAAGCAGGUCUUGAUCAAAGUCACCUGGUGCCGGAACCAAACCAACCAAGGCCUAACCAUGCACUUUGGGGACGAUCCGUCAGCCUGUUUCAAGCUCAACACCAAUUCCAGGCUGUUCAGGAAGAAGAAAGGCAGCAAAUUGGUUGAAUCUGAUCAUAUGAAGAUCGAAGUCUUCUGGGAUCUCUGUAAUGCCAAGUAUGAUACAGGACCUGAACCUGUUGAUGGGUUUUUCGUCCUGGUCAUGGUUGAUUCAGAGAUUGGCCUACUUCUAGGAGAAAACACGGCGGAGGAAGUCGUCACCAAGAAGUUCAAGACAACUACUCCAGCUAAAGUCUCCUUAGUUUCCCGGCAAGAACACUGUUCCGGCAGUACCCUUUAUUCUACAAAGGCUCAAUUCUCCGAUACCGGAAUUUCACACGACAUCUGGAUCAAAUGCAGCGGCGAAAACGAACGCCAAAAGCAUCCAACUUUAUCCGUCUGCAUAGACAAAAAGAUGGUGAUCCGUGUGAAGAGAUUGCAGUGGAAUUUCAGGGGAAACCAGACGAUUUUCGUUGAUGGGUUGCUUGUUGAUUUGAUGUGGGAUGUUCAUGAUUGGUUUUACAGUCCUGUCCCUGGAUAUGCUGUGUUCAUGUUCCGGACAAGAAGUGGUUUGGACAGCAGACUUUGGUUGGAGGAGAAGCCGGUCCAGAAAGAACAAGACAAAGUUGAGUUCUCAUUGUUAAUCUAUGCUUGUAAGAGUUCAUGAAAAACUAACUUGUUCUUGUUUGCUCUCGAUUUAAUUCUUUUUAUUCUCUUCGUUUUCUUCUACUUCUUUAUUUUCUAACAAUUUGAGGGAAAUUGAUACCUAAUUCUUUGAUCAUUUUGAGCAAAGGAAAUAACUUUUGGAGUGCAGAAUCUGAACUUUUGGAUGAUAGAUAUGAAGGUUGAUCAUGUACUCUGUUCUGUUCUGUUCAGCUGAUUCUUGUUUCAUCUUGACUCAGAAUUUUACUGAAAGUUGACCGUAUGUAAUUAUUAUUGGAGUCUCACUUAGAUAUGAGAGUCGUAAAAAUAUGAGAGGGGUAAAAAUGUGAAUUUAGUGUCUUUUUUUUUUUUUUGUGGUGAGGUUCAAAUAAUUGAAAGGUGUGAUG